GUAACAUCUAAGCAAGAUUUCGCCAAGAACUUCUCACUGACACCUCUUCCGUCUCAACUGGGAACCCAUUCGGACAUAGUCGACCCUCUGAGAAACAGACAGCAAUAAAGAGGAAGCAAGAGGUACUUGUGCCUACGAGCCAUCACCUGCCAGCCCCUUUGGAAUCAGGACUCCAAGAAAUGCAGCUCUCCGCAGAGUUCAGCGGUCAGCCCGUGAGGGUGAAAUCAGAACCACCUGAUGUAGCAUCAUGCCUACCAGAAGAGGGCCAGGUACAUCAACAGCACUGCAAAGAGUAUCCAUCAGGAGGUGAUGCAUAUGGAGUGACAGCUGGGACGUGUGACAUUAAAGAAGAACCUCGAGAGGAAUCCUCGAAGGAACAUCCGGUUACGGAAGUGAAAACGGAGCCUUACAAUGUUGCAAUCUCGACAGAACAGGACCAAAUGGGACACAACUGUCAUUCAACAUCAGAAGUCUUACCAUCUGGGAGUGACGAGAGCCACGUGUCAAAGCGUACUGAUGAGGAGCCAAGCAAGUCCGAUCUCUGCCAGGGCACGAGUCUGGGGUGUCACAGGCGAACAUAUAUAAACGAGAAACCGCACAAGUGUGACCUCUGCCUGGCAGAGUUCAGCUGGAUUGCGCACCUGCGACUUCACAAGCGAGCGCACACUGGCAUGAAGCCACACAAGUGCGACGGCAGCCCGUCAGAGUUCAGCCAGAGCUACCAGCUACAGCAUCACAAGGAGAGAAACUCGGGCGAGAAGCCAUACAAGUGCCAUCUCUGUCCUGCAAAGUACAGCCAUAGUAGGAGCCUGAGAUAUCACAAGCAAACACACACGGGCAAAAAGCCACACAAGUGCGACGUCUGCCCUGCGGAGUUCAUCCGGAACGAUCAACUGCUGCUUCACAAGCGAACGCACACGGACGAGAAGCCAUACAAGUGCGAUGUCUGCCCUGCAGAGUUCAGGCACAGUUCGAGCCUGUCAUAUCACAGGCGGACGCACACGGGCGAGAAGCCCUACAAGUGUGAUGUCUGUCCAGCAGUGUUCAGACAGAGUGGGAACCUAAAGCAGCACAAGAUGGUACACACGGGUGAGAAGCCAUACAAGUGCGAUGUCUGCCCUGCAGUGUUCAGCCAGGGCAGGAACCUACAGCGGCACAAGAGGGUACACACGGGUGAGAAGCCAUACAAGUGUGAUGUCUGUCCAGCGGUGUUCACCCAGAGCGGGAACCUAAAGGAGCACAAGAGGGUACACACGGGUGAGAAGCCAUACAAGUGUGAUGUCUGUCCUGCAGAGUUCAGCCAGAGAAGGAGUCUACAGCUGCACAAGAGCAUACACACUGACAAGAAGUCAUUCAAGUGUGAUGUCUGCCCUGCGGAGUUCAGUCAGAGAGGGCAGUUACAGCAGCACACAUGGAUGCACGCAGGCAAAAAGCCGCACAAGUGCGAUGUCAGCCCUGCGGAGUUCAGCAGGGCCGGGAAUCUACAGCAGCACAUGCGGACGCACACGAGUGAGAAGCAGUACAAGUGCGACCUCUGUCCUGCAGAGUACAGGAACAGCUCGCGCCUGUCAUAUCACAGGUGGACGCACACGGGCGAGAAGCCAUACAAGUGUGAUGUCUGUCCAGCAGUGUUCAGCCAGAGGGGGAACCUAAAGACGCACAAGAGGGUACACAUGGGUGUGAAGCCAUACAAGUGUGAUGUCUGUCCAGCGGUGUUCACCCAGAACAGGAACCUAAAGCUGCACAAGAGGGUACACACAGGUGAGACGCCAUACAAGUGUGAUGUCUGUCCUGCGGAGUUCAACCAGGGCAGGAGCCUAAAGCAGCACAAGAGGGUACACAAGGGCGAGAAGCCAUACAAGUGUGAUGUCUGUCAAGCGGUGUUCAGCCAGAGCGGGAACCUAACGCAGCACAAGAGGGUACACAUGGGUGAGACGCCAUACAAGUGCGAUGUCAGCCCUGCGGAGUUCAGCGGGCAGGAGCCUAAAGCAGCACAAGAGGGUACACAAGGGCGAGAAGCCAUACAAGUGUGAUG
Messenger RNA from Ornithodoros turicata, 2035 nucleotides. RefSeq names its product zinc finger protein ZFP2-like. Gene Ontology annotation, biological process: regulation of transcription by RNA polymerase II. Bases 180 to 2033 code for a protein of 617 amino acids. Gene Ontology annotation, cellular component: nucleoplasm. Gene Ontology annotation, molecular function: RNA polymerase II cis-regulatory region sequence-specific DNA binding; DNA-binding transcription repressor activity, RNA polymerase II-specific. The record is from RefSeq and is a predicted model, not a curated record. The transcript is spliced from 4 exons. Lineage: Eukaryota; Metazoa; Arthropoda; Arachnida; Ixodida; Argasidae.